AUUGUUACACUGCUAAUGAUUAUUAUUAUUAUUGUUAUUAUUGUUGUUGUUGUUAUUAUUAUUAUUAUUUUAGUGUAUGAUUUGGAGCCACAGAAGCUAACUGGUGUUAUAAAGUACAUUGGUAAAGUUGACAAGGAAUACGUUGAUAAUAGAAUAUAUGUUGGAGUCAAACUUGAUGAACCAGCUGGUAACAUGAAUGGUAUUUACAAAGGAAAGAGAUACUUUGAGUGUUCAGCAGGUCAUGGUAGAAUGCUACACAUCACCAACGUACUAGCAGCAAUGCCUAGACAAGGUAUUGUGUAUAAGCCGUUACAGUUUUCAAUGGAUUCUGGUAGUUAUGAAGAAGAGAGGAAGCAACUACUCCAGUCAUCAUAGAAAUAGCAACAGACACUAUAGACUAAUGAUAUAAACCAUUGUAUUCUUAUAUACACUUUCAUUGUACAUUGUAUUA
Molecule: messenger RNA, 451 nt
Organism: Amphimedon queenslandica
Lineage: Eukaryota; Metazoa; Porifera; Demospongiae; Haplosclerida; Niphatidae
Product: centrosome-associated protein 350-like
Exons: 3
Coding region: 16-375 (119 amino acids)
Source: RefSeq, a predicted model, not a curated record